AUGUGGCUGCUCCACAUGGUUUGGACUGCGCUUCGCCUCUGGAGAAAUGCGAAGAGACCCCAGGGACAGGGAAGUGGACAGACGGCCUCAACUUCCAUGGGGACAGGCUGCCUGGGAAAGCACGCCGUCUCCAAAUACGAAUUGCUCUGCCUACUGGAGGCCAAAAUCUCCUUGCUGGUCAGGUGCCUGAGGCAUACCUACCGCCUCCGCCUGAAAGAGCUCCGGCACCAGUACUCCAGGAAGCUGGAGGCCAUCAUCGCCCUGAUGAUCAUGUUCCUGCAUGGUGGCCAUGGCCAACGGCUGGACGGCAGCCAGGUGACCAGGGGAGAAAGCCAGCCUCGUAAGGACCGUCGGGGAGCCCUGCGGACGCUGGUCUCAGCUUUAAUCCCCUACGUCUCCUGGAGACGUUCCUGUUCCCUCUUCUCUCCCGGGCAGACUGCUUUUGGGGAAAGGCAGAAGGAGGCACAGCAGUGCAGGCAGCAGAGGCUGCGGCGACUGAUCGAGGAGCCGGCAGAGAUUGUGCGCAGAGCUCCGCACCGACAGCAAGCGGAGGAGAACCAUCAGGAGCUGCACGGCGCCAUACAGCAGCUCAACACUAAGGAGGAAAAGCCCUGUGCCCUGCUGGCAGCCUGGCUCAAGGAGGAUGAGCAGGAGAAUGAGGCGCUGCAUCAGGACAUAAGACACCUGGAACAGGCACUGGAGGAGGAAGAGGCCUGCCACUAUCACAGGAAGAAGGAGGCAGAGACGCUGGAGACUGUGCUGCCGGAGGUGGUGGAAGCACAGCUGGAGAGGGAUGUGCUGGCGAGGAGACGUGGCUUCUGUUACUGGCUGCAGACACUCCUCCUGCUCUUGGUCAGCCUGGAGCUGGUCAUCAGCUUCGCAGUGGCUGCCGCCGUGCUCUACGCCUCCUGCUACCACCCUGGGCUCUUCUGCCGCCUGCUGCCCCGUGUGCUGCCUGAGGAGGCCUAUGCCGACCUGGCAUAUGCAGUGGGAAAGAUCCUCCCAGCGGUCAGUGAGGGGCUGCUGCCUUUUUGACCGCCCCUCCCAAUAAAGCCUUGUCUCUCUCCA
Messenger RNA from Harpia harpyja (harpy eagle), 1068 nucleotides. RefSeq lists its product as uncharacterized. The coding region runs from base 1 to 1035 and encodes 344 amino acids. The record is from RefSeq and is a predicted model, not a curated record. The transcript is spliced from 11 exons. NCBI's taxonomy places the organism in Eukaryota, Metazoa, Chordata, Aves, Accipitriformes, Accipitridae.